AUGAAAAGUUUUGGUAAUCAAAGUGCUCGAUGGCAACCAAUUCCGGAACAUGAGAAAAAGCAGGAUAAAGAUGAUAUUGCAUGGGAUAAUUGGAAUGAUGAACAUGAUAGUGGAUAUGUAAUCAAGAAUGAUGGAUAUCAGGAAAAGGAUUCGACAAACUUCAAAGAUGCAAUAAAACAUGAAAUAGAAGAGCAUGCUUUGAAGUCAGCAGCUGGUGCUAGUAAACAUGCUUCAGGUGUUGCUAAAAAAGGUGCAUCAAAGCAUAUUGAUCAGGCUAGUACCACUGGGAAAGAUGUCAAAGCAAAAACAUUCGGAUUCUUUGACUAUCAUUACAAACAACCAGAAUAUCAUGUGGAACAAUUUUACACAGAUGAAAAACAUCGUCAAAAAAUUGGAGCUGAUCGUUUACAUCAUACUUCAAAGGAUCAUGAAUCAGAUGGUCAUAAAGCAUCCGGUUGGGGUAAACAUGGAAAGGGAUAUCACAACAAUGCAAAAGGUCUUGAUUCUCACGAACAAGGUGGAGAAUUUCACGAUGGUUGGGCCAAUAAUUUCUACAAAGGAUAUGAACAUGAGAAUGAGAGAGACUAUUCUAAAGGACAUAAAACACAUAAAGGACAUUAUCAUCAUGAUAUCUUGCCGGAAUCUCCUUCUCUUACUCUUCCUUCUCCUCCUCAUCAUCACCAUCAUCAUCAUCAUCAUCAUCAUCAUGGACAUCACAAUGGAUGGGUUACUACAAACGAGCAUGGUUAUGGGCAUGAAACCGAUUUAUGGGAUAAACCAUCGGAAUAUGAUAUUUGGGAUAAAUCCCGUCAUGAUUGGGAACAUGAUUAGACUGAUCUGUUGUAGAGUGAACAUCACCCAGUUAAUUCGAUAAUUCGGCUAUUUAUCGGUCCGCACUACUAUUUCACGUUUAAAAUUGAUUAGCAU
Molecule: messenger RNA, 927 nt
Organism: Loa loa (African eye worm)
Lineage: Eukaryota; Metazoa; Nematoda; Chromadorea; Rhabditida; Onchocercidae
Exons: 5
Coding region: 1-831 (276 amino acids)
Source: RefSeq, a predicted model, not a curated record